AUGGACAAAGUGGAAAUGAAGUUUUUAGAUUGGUACGUGAAAAUAUCAGCUGCUGGUGCUUUAAUUGGAGCUUCUAUGGAGUUGUUCAUGAUCAAGACUGGCUUCUAUGAUAAGGUUACUGUUCUAGAGUCAGAGAAGCGGGCUUGGGAAAGCUCCCCUGAAGCUCAGGCAAUCAGAGAAGCUCUAAACCCUUGGAGAAACCAAGACACAGAACAAAGAAAAAAUACCUAAUCUUCAUGAUCCAGUCUUGGAGGUUCUUCUUGUCCAAGGCUUGUUUUCUUGAAGAUUCAUCUUGGAGCCUUAUAUGUUUUCCAUAUAAAACAGUGCUAUUACUAAGUGAAGCUGAGAACAUCUAGAACUUAGAAAGGUCCAGGUUUAAACAACAGUUUUAGAACUAAUUUGGCUGCUAGAUUUUCGUUUUCUUAUGUUGGCCAGAUUUAUUUAUUUGUUGGUCAAUUCUUGUCUGUCCAUGGCCCUCAAAACAUAAUUGGCAAUCUUGAGAUUUCCUUGGUAUUUUUUUUCAAGUCACAACAUCAAAACUGGUUAUCGGAGAAAAACAUUCUGCAAGUUCACGGUACUUUUUUAAUUCUAUCUUAUUAUUUGCUCUUA
Messenger RNA from Populus trichocarpa (black cottonwood), 609 nucleotides. RefSeq lists its product as uncharacterized. The record is from RefSeq and is a predicted model, not a curated record. NCBI's taxonomy places the organism in Eukaryota, Viridiplantae, Streptophyta, Magnoliopsida, Malpighiales, Salicaceae. Bases 1 to 231 code for a protein of 76 amino acids. The transcript has 3 exons.